Messenger RNA from Leishmania major strain Friedlin, 1755 nucleotides. RefSeq lists its product as hypothetical. Bases 1 to 1755 code for a protein of 584 amino acids. Gene Ontology annotation, cellular component: membrane; endomembrane system. Lineage: Eukaryota; Euglenozoa; Kinetoplastea; Trypanosomatida; Trypanosomatidae. The record is from RefSeq and is a predicted model, not a curated record. The transcript has a single exon.
AUGGCCAACACGGACACUCGCCAGAUUCGUGACGGCGACAACGGCAAUCAUGGAAAUUUGAGGUCGUUCUUGCCGAAAGCGCUGCUCUACGCGUUCCUGUCGCUUGUGUUCAUGAACAUUUUUGGAAAGGCGCCGAUGGUCUCGGUGCAAAACACGAAGUCAGUACAGCCUCAGUCGCCAGCGCCGCCGUCCACGCUGUCAAGUUUACGUCCGCUUGCUCGACAAGGGGAGCGCUUUAACGUCGUAGUCGAAACGCAGCCGCCCCUGUUCGAGCCGCUUAAAUUCGAGAACCUCUUGUUCAGCCACGACGCAUUGGCGGCGGCGAAUCUGAGCGUGACGAUUCCCGUCGACCUGAAGCCGUGCGCGACCGCCAACUGCACAGUAACGCUGCGCGUACAGUGGUCUCUGCGCAACUACACAUUUUCAUUAACAGCGCCGCUUGUGCGCUUUUUCCGCGAUACCGCUGUGCAAAAGAAGUACCUCUUCGGCAACAACAGCGAGGGUGAGAGCGCGAAUGUGGAGGCGACAGUCAGCACUGCGUACAAGCAAUACUUCCAGCCCGAGGUGACACUGAGCCCUGUCGUCUUCUUCGAUUACCCUCUUCCGGACGCUUGCUUCGAGUUCACUCCCGUGGUAGAGUCGCGACCCGGCUUUUACGGCCCGUCGCUCUACAUCAACAACUUUUGGAUGCUGCGUGAGCAUCAUGUGCAGCUGAAUGCAAGCAGCACGUCACAGCCGCUCAACUUCACUGUGCACCUCACCCCACUUCCGCGAUGGAAGGUGCUUCUGUACACCCAGUUCGAAAAGACUAUGGCGACGCAAGCAACCGCCGGCUUCUCGAAAGCUUCAGAAGCGGAAGAAACAAAGAGGAUGCUGCUAGACGUAAGCACGAGGAAUCCGGUCCUUCUCGUGGUCACGGCGAUUGUGACGGUGCUGCACUCCGUGUUUGAGUUCCUCGCCUUCUCGAACGAUGUGAAAUUCUGGAAGGGCCGUAAGGACUUUCGAGGUCUCUCCGUCCGCAGCAUUAUCAUCAGCUGCUACUUUCAGUCCGUUAUUUUCCUCUAUCUCCUUGACAGCCAAGAAACUUCGUGGGCCGUGCUCGUGCCGUCUGGAAUGGGUGCUUUCAUGGAGUUUUGGAAGCUUGCAAAGACGCUCAAGAUAGUAAAAGUCGAGGCCGAGGUCACAACCGCCGUGGAGGAACAGGGGGCAGCGAGGGAGUCAGCGGGAAAGAAGAAAAAGUGGAGGAUUGCCGGGUACGACAUCGGGUUUACCGACUCGUACGAUUCCCGGACGCAGAAGCACGACGACGUGGCAGUGCGGUAUCUUAUCUACGCGAUGAUUCUGCCUCUGACAGGCUACACUGUGUACUCAGCCCUGUACAAAACACAUCGGAACUGGUACUCUUUCCUGAUCUCCACACAAGUUCAAUUCAUCUACAGCUUUGGCUUUGCGCAGAUGACCCCACAGAUUUUCAUCAACUACAAAAUGAAGAGUGUCGGCCAGCUUCCGUGGCGCACAUUCAUCUACAAAUCCCUCAACACCGUCAUCGACGACCUCUUCGCCUUUGUCAUUAAGAUGCCUUGGCUUCAUCGACUUGCCUGCUUUCAAGACGAUAUAGUGUUUGCCAUUCUCCUCUAUCAGCGCUGGAUCUACCCUGUUGACAUGUCCCGCUUCGACGGAGACAGCGGCGCAGAUGUGGCAGAGGAAGGCGCCCCGGCAGCAGAGGCGGUCGAGUCAGAUAAAAAGAAUCAGUAA